Molecule: messenger RNA, 3836 nt
Organism: Caenorhabditis angaria
Lineage: Eukaryota; Metazoa; Nematoda; Chromadorea; Rhabditida; Rhabditidae
Source: the annotation of a GenBank genome assembly
AUGGAGCAUAUCGCUAAUAAAUCUCAAUUCGAAACAAUCAUUAAACUUAUUAGAGGAACAUACUAUUGGUUAGUUUAGGAAAAAUUUCUAAAAUUAUUCAAAUCGGUUUUUCAGGGGAGAAUGGAGCAUGGAGAAUGAUCAAUUCCAUUUGGUAAAGAUGUCGUCUGAACAAUUGGAUUGUCAAGGAUCCAAACUUAUUGUCUUAAUGGAAGAAUCAUUGAAAAAUCUCAUUGGAGUUAUUAAAGUAAGUAUUAAGAGUUAUUUAUUCUAGAAAAGAACUCAUUAUAUUUCAGAUUGAUCCAAAUAUUUGUUAUGAAGACAAUUCAAAAUUUGUCGAUAAAUGCAUGCAAGUGUGCGAUCAUUAUGAAUUGAUUAUUGAAAUGCACCAAGAUACUGGAUCAACAUUAUUCAAUUCUGAUGAAACGGUUCGAAAUCCGGUACGUUUAUACUUUCAUCAAAAUGUUUAAUAGUGCAUUUUUUGAAAAAUCAAACCGUCAUUAGAAUUGAAUAAAAAAAUUAUAAUAUUGCAACAAAUUUCCAACUUUCUAAUUUUCCAGUUCUCACUUUUCCAAUACAGGUCGGAUGUUUAAAAAAAACAUUUGAGACUAAAAAUUCAAGAUUUUCAAUGAAAUUGACAUUUUAAAAUUUGGAACAUUUGAAAAUUUGGAAUAAAACUACAAUUAUGAAAAAGAGCAAUGUUCCGUUUCCCAUCCGCCAACAAAAUCAUUCAUUUUCCAGACAUUGUUAUCUGCAAUCGAAAGACGUGAAACCGUCCAGCCAAUUGAACAACAAAUUGGACAAAUUGACAAAGAAGAAUUUUAUGCAUCACUUGUUGAUCGAACUAUGAGUGUUGAACAAAAAUUGGAGCAGAAAUUGAAUCAAAACUCGGAAAUGGAUAGAUUGAAAAAAUUAUUCAACCAAAAAGCAACAAUAGCGGAAAAAGUGAGUUUACUUUCGAAUAACUAUGGCCAUUUUUUGAAUUGGUCUGAAGAAAUUGGGCCAGGUUUAAUUAAGUGAAUCCGAUUUAGAAGGAUUUUUGAAACGAACCAUGGUGAAAUAUUUUCAAUACAUUUUUUUUGCACCUGGCCCGAUUCAAAAUUUAUUUUGCCAAUUAAAAAACAAACAUUUUCAGAUGGAUAUUGUUCGGAUGUUGAAGAAAGCGGAUUGGACUCUAGAGGACAUGGUUUAUGUCGACCUCAAACCUCGAUUGGGAAAUAAUAUUUUCGACGUGAGUGUACAAUAUUUCGAAAAAUAUUCUCAAUUAUUAUGUUUUUCAGAAAUUGUGGUAUGUGUGGCGGUUUGAGUCGGAUGAAACAUUUCGCAGAAAACUCAUCGAUUUGUCGACAGAUUAUAUUAUUUCAGUUGAUUUGCUGAAAAUAAUUGCGCCCAUGUACAAUGAGCAAUUGUACGAUGACGUCAAUUUUUGGUUGGACAAGUUGAGUUCGGAGACUAAUUCGUCUAAAAUUGUUGAUGUGAGUUUAAAAAUUACCCUUUUAUAAUUUUGAUCAAAACUAGUUUUUUUUUAAGGAAAUUCGGGCUUUACGAAGAGAGAAAAGAGAGGAGAAGCAGAAAAAUGAGAAAAAGCCGAAAAAGGAGAAAAGAAAGUGAGUGAAAUCACUUCCACUAUUCAAUCGUCUUUGGGCCAUGAUCAAUUUAUUUGCUCUUUAAUAUUAUUUUUCGUGUUUUUAAUAAAACUUGGUCGCUUUUCAAAAAAGAUUUAAAAAUUAAUUAUAUAUUUUGCAAUAAAAAAAACUUACACUUUUCCAUUACAAAAAAAACAAAGAAUUCGAUGUUCAAACAUAGUUAACUCGAAAUCGAUCGAAUUCCGCAUCACAGUCCUCAAGAACUUGAAAUUUUCAUAUUUUUCUUCAAAAUCUCCAUCGUCUCCUUCAUAAGUGUCCAUUUUAAUCUAUCUGCAACAGAAAAUAAACUUAGAAAAAGCUAUUUCUCGAAAAAAAAACAGAAAAAAACACUUCUCGAAAGAAAAAUAAAAAAUAAAUUCUUGUUCGAGAGAAAUACAAAUGUGUGGUUUCCUAGGCCACGACCACGUUUGUGUGAAGUGACACCAUGGCUUAUUACGAUCCUGUCGUUUUGCGGCUAUUUGCGGCCCUCAAGCCAGCUUUUAUCAGUUUUCCCUGCAAAAGUCAAAAUUUUUCAUGAAAUAGCAAAUGCUCCCCACUGAAAUAUCGGUUUUUCAAUGAGGUAGGAAAAUAUUGAUUUUUUGACUGAAAAAUCAAUAAUUUUUGCAGCUGUCCACAAUUCUUCACAAAUGUUAGAUUUCAUCAAUAAUAACGAGAAUCCGGCCAAAAAAAUCGAGAAAAUCUGAAACUUUGAUGGAUUUGGCUGCUGUAAAUGAUGAAAAACCCGAAAUUCCGACUGAAAAAUCAAAAAUAUGGAAGUUCGGUGAAAUCUGCACAAGAAGCUGAAAAUCAGAAGCCUGAAGUUCCACCUGAAAGAUCUUCUACAAGAAUUUCGAUAAAAUUAUCUGAAAAACAUGGUCAGAAAGCUGAAAAAUCGAAAAAUUCAUCAAAAUCUGCUUCAGAAGCUGAAAUUCAAGCUGAAAAAGCUGGAAAUCGUCGAAAAUAUGCUCCAGAAGCUGAGAAUGAUGAAAAAAAGCCUGAAAUUGUGACCAAAAAGGAUGGAAGAUCAAGAUCCACAUCUAUAAAAGCUCAAAAAUCUGUUGAGAAUCGUCGAAAUUCAUCUGGAAAUUUGAAAAUUUCACGAAAACCUGCUCCAGAAGCUGAAAAAGCUCGAAAACCUGUUGGAAGACCAAGAUCGAAAACUGUUAGAGCUCAAAAAUGUGCUGAAAAUGAGGCGAAGUCUGAAAUUGCUGAAGAUAGUCAAAUAUCAUCUGGAAAAGCUGAAAAUUCAUCAAAUUCUGCUCCAGCACCUGAAAUUCAACCUAGAAAUGCUGAAAAUCCUCGCACAUCUGCUCCGGGAGCUGAAAUUGUGGUCAAAAAGGUUGGAAGAGCAAGAUCGAACUCUGUUAGAGCUCCAGAAUCUGCUCCAGAGCCUGAAAUUGCUCCAGAAGCUAGAAAUUGUGAAGUCAAACUCGAAAUAUCUGAAAAUCCACAAAAAUUGACUGAAAAUGUUGUAGAAGUGAAACUGGAAAUUGAGGAAAAUGAAGAAGCUGAAUAUGCGGGAAUUUUGAAAAAAGUGAGUUUUUUGAGCUGAAAAUUCGUGAUUUUCAGAUUUUUUGGGUCUAGAAAAUGUAAAAUUAUCUGAAAAUUCGAAAAUUUUAGAUUUUCAGCUCAAAAUUCAAAAUUUUUAUUUAAAAAUUUAAAAAUUUCCAAAUUUUUAUUACUUAUUUUUACCCGAAAAACUUGUUGGCUCAAAUUUCAUUCAUUUUUUCUGAAAAAUCAGACUUUUUUUGAGAAAAAAGUCGGAUUUUUCCUGAAUUUUCAGACGGAAAUUUGUACGGAAUUCUUAUCUGAAAAUUUCCAAAUUUAUUGAUUAUAGUGAAAUUUUGAAAUGGAACAAUUCAUCAAAAAAAUCCGAAUUUCCAAAUUUUUACACAAAAAAUCAUAAAAAAUGUUCCAUCUGCUGACUAUUGACUUCAAAAAAUUCCACCAAAAAUCUUCAAUUUUUUCUAGUUCCUCUACGACGAGAAUAAUCCAUUCGUAAUCUGCUCUCGCAAUUUUGUCCCAUUAUAUCGUGGUCAACCAUUGUACAAAUGCUCAUUCUGCAGAGCAUCGUAUUCCGAAGGUUUGGAAAGCGAAUUGUGCGUGCGAUGUUUGUCAGAUAUCCAAAAUUGGCAAAAAUGUAUUGGGAUUGAGAAUUUCAACAUUAAACAAUUAAAUUCCUUUCAAUUCAAAUGUGUGAUGAUAAUUAAUUAA